GCUACCCUGACGAUGCUGCCCGCCCGCCUGGCGCUCGCCCUGGUCCUGGGCCUGUGGCUCGGGGCGCUGGCGGGGGGCCCCGGGCGCGGCUGCGGGCCCUGCGCACCCCCUUGUCAAUGCGGCCCGGCACCCGGCGCCGCCUGUCGCGUCAACUGCUCCGGCCGCGGACUGCGGACGCUCGGGCCCGCGCUGCGCAUCCCCGCGGACGCCACCAUACUAGACGUCUCCCACAAUCUGCUCCGGGCCCUGGACGUUGGGCUCCUGGCAAACCUCUCGGCGCUGACAGAGCUGGACAUAAGCAACAAUAAGAUUUCUACGUUAGAAGAAAGAACAUUUGCUAAUUUAUUUAAUUUAAGUGAAAUAAACCUGAGUGGGAACCCGUUGGAGUGUGACUGUGGUCUGGCGUGGCUGCCACGCUGGGCAGCGGAGCAGCGGGUCCAUAUCGUGCAGCCCGAAGCGGCCACGUGUGCAGGGCCUGGCCCCCUGGCUGGCCGGCCCCUCCUCCAGGUCCCCUUGUCUGAUGGCGGCUGUGGUGAGGAGUAUGUCGCCUGCCUCCCUGACAACAGCACAGGUGCUGUGACGCUGGUGGCCUUCUCAGCUGCCCAUGAGGUCCCGCUGGUGCCCGAGGCCUGCAGUGCCUUCUGCUUCUCGGCCGGUCAGGGCCUUGCGGCCCUCUCAGAGCAGGGCCACUGCCUGUGCGGGGUGGCCCAGCCCCCUAACACCUCCUCCGCUUGUCUGCCCUUCUGCUCUGGUCUCCCGCUGCCCCCUGCCCCUGCCUGCAGGGGCCCUACCCUCCUGCAGAAUGUCUUCCCUGCCUCCCCGGGGGCCACCCUGGUGGGGCCCCAUGGACCCCUGGCCUCUGGCCAGCCAGCGGCCUUCCAUGUCACUGCCUCGCUACCUGUCAGCUCCACACGCUGGGACUUCGGCGAUGGCUCCCCAGAGGUGGACCUCGCUGGUCCGGCUGCUACUCACCGUUAUGUGCUGCCCGGGCGCUACCCAGUGACAGUUGUGCUGGCCCUGGGGGCUGGCUCAGCCCGGCUGGGGAUGGAAGUGCAGGUGGAGGCGGCUCCGACGGGCCUGGAGCUCGUGUGUCCCGCCUCGGUGCACACUGGUGAGCCCCUCGAGCUCGGAGUCCGAAAUCGCGGCGGCUCAGGCCUGGCAGCCACCUACAGCAUUGUGGCGCUGGGCGAGGCGCCGGCCCAAGUGGUGCAUCCGCUGUGCCCCUCUGACACCGAGGUCUUCCCUGGUAACGGGCACUGCUACCGCCUGGUGGCAGAGAAGGUGGCUUGGCUGCAGGCGCAGGAGCAGUGCCGGGCCUGGGCCGGAGCCGCCCUGGCCAUGGUGGACAGUCCUGCCGUCCAGCACUUCCUGGUCUCCCGGGUCACCAGGAGCCUGGACGUAUGGAUUGGCUUCUCGGCUGUGGAGGGUGCUGAGGCGGGCCCGUCGCCUCGGGGCGAGGCCUUUAGCCUGGAGAGCUGCCAGAACUGGCUGCCGGGGGAGCCACACCCCGCCACGGCCGAGCGCUGUGUGCGGCUUGGGCCUGCCGGGCAGUGUAACACGGACCUGUGCUCAGCGUCGCACAGCUACGUCUGUGAGCUGCGGCCUGGAGGCGCUGUGUGGGACUCGGAGAACUUCCUCGUUGGGGCGCCAACUGGAGACCUGCAGGGACCCCUGAGCCCCCUGGCACAGCAGGAGGCCCUCUCAGCCCCUCUGGAGCCUGUGGAGGUGAUGGUGUUCCCUGGCCUGGGCCUGAGCCACAAAGCCUUCCUCACCGCUGCCGAAUUUGGGACCCAGGAGCUCAGCCGGCCCGCCCAGAUGCGGCUACAAGUGUACCGGCCCGUGAGAGGAGCAGGGGUCCCAGACAACAGCAGUGAGCCCGAGAGUAGGUCCUUGGAGAACAGGACUGAGUCAGCCCCUGCAUGCACGCCAGAGGGUCUCUGGUGCCCCAGAUCCAAUGUCUGCCUGCCGCUGGACACCCCCUGCCACCCUCGGACCUGUGCCAAUGGGUCUGCAUCAGAGCCGUGGGCCUCCUACACACUGUGGAGGGAGUUUCUCUUCUCUGUGCCUGCAGGUCCCCCUGCCCAGUACUCGGUCGCCUUCCAUGACCAGGAUGGUCCCCUGCUCCCUGGUGACCUCAUAAGCUUACAGCACGAUGCCGGCCCGGGCGCCUUCCUGCACUGCACCCCGGCACUUGGCCACGCUGGCCCCGAGGCCCCAUACCUUUCUACCAGUGUCUCAUCCUGGCUGGCCUGCCUGCCUGCUCAGCUGGAGGCUGGCUGGGCUGGCCAGGCCUGUGCCCUGCGGCUGCUCGCUGCCACAGAGCGACUCACGCCCCUGCUGGGCCUGACGCCCAACCCGGGGCUACGCCAGCCCGGGCACUAUGAAGUCUGGGCCUCGGUGAGCAACAGUGUGUCCAGGCGCAACGUGUCCUGCAGCUUUGACGUACUGUCUCCACUGGUCGGGUUGCAGGUUAUCUACCCCGUCCCCUAUGAUGGCCUCCUCUACGUGUCCACGAAUGGCUCGACCCUGGUGCUCCAGGUAGACUCCAGUGCCAAUGCCACAGCCAUGGUGUGCUGGCCUGGGGGCAACAUCAGUGCACCCUUCGAGGCCACCUGCCCGGAUUCGGUGGCUGCCCUCGUGUCCAGCUGCACCAGUGAGGCCAACGACACCCUGUUCUCUGUGCUGUCGCUGCCCGGGCUCAGCGAGGGCAAGCAUGCAAUGGAGGUCGUGGUGGAGAAUAGCGCCGGCCGGGCCAACCUCAGCCUGUGGGUGAAGGCGGAGGAGCCCAUCUGCGGCCUCCGAGCCAUGCCCAGCCCCGAGGCCCGCGUCCUGCAGGGCGUCCUGGUGAGGUACAGCCCCAUGGUGGAGGCCGGCUCGGACGUGGUCUUCCGCUGGACCAUUGAUGACAAACAGUCCUUGACAUUCCACAACGUGGUCUUCAAUGUCAUUUACCAGAGUGCCGCCAUCUUCAAGCUCUCGCUGACGGCCACCAACCAUGUGAGCAACGUCACCGUGAACUACAAUGUCACCGUGGAGCGGAUGCACAGGAUGCGGGGCCUGCGGGUGUCUGCAGAGCCACCUGUGCUGCCCCCCAAUGCCACGCUGGCGCUGGCGGCUGAGGUGCUGGUCGACUCGGCCGUGGAGGUGGCCUUUCUGUGGCUCUUCGGGGAUGGCGAGCAGGUGAUCAGCCAGUUCAAGCCUCCAUACGACGAGUCUUUCCAGGUCCCAGACCCCACAGUGGCCCAGGUGCUGGUGCAGCACACCACCACGCACACCUACGCCUCCCCAGGUGAGUACAACCUGACCCUGCUUGUGUCUAACGCCUUCGAGAACUUGACCCAGCUGGUACCUGUGAGUGUGCGCUCCUCUCUGCCUGCCGUGGCUGUGGCUGUGGGCAGCGCUGUCCUGGUGGCUGGCCAGCCCAUCACCUUCUCCCCACACCCGCUGCCCUCACCCGGGGGCGUCCUGUACACGUGGGACUUUGGGGAUGGUUCCCCUGCCAUGACACAGCACCAGCCAGUGGUCAACCACACGUACAUCUUGCGGGGCACAUACCACGUCCGACUGGAGGUCAACAACACGGUGAGCAGUGUGGUCGCGUGUGCUGAUGUCCACGUCUUCGAGGAGCUCCGUGGCCUGAACGUGAGCCUGAGCCCGGCAGUGGAGCAGGGUGCGCCCAUGGUGGUCAGCGCCACCCUGGAAUCGGGUGACAACGUCACAUGGACUUUUGACAUGGGUGAUGGCACGGUGCUCACGGGCCCUGAGCCCGCGGUGGAGCACGUGUAUCUGCGGGCGCAGAACUGCACUGUGACCGUGGGUGCGUCUAGCCCCGCUGGUCACCUGGCCCAGAGCCUGCCCGUGCAGGUCUUUGUCCUAGAGGUGCUGUGGAUCGACCCUGCAGCCUGCAUACCUGCACAGCCCCAGGCCCGGCUCACGGCCCACGUCACUGGGGACCCUGCCCACUACGUCUUCGACUGGACCUUCGGGGACGGCUCAUCCAACACAACCAUCUGGGGGGACCCGACGGUGAGGCACAACUUCACGAGGAGUGGUACGUUUCCCCUGGUGCUCGUCCUUUCGAGCCACGUGAACAAGGCGCAUUACUUCACCAGCGUGUGUGUGGAGCCUGAGGUGGGCAAUGUCACCCUGCUGCCCGAGAGGCAGUUUGUGCGGCUCGGAGACGAGGCCCGGCUCAAGGCCCUCGCCUGGCCCACAUUCCCCUACCACUACACCUGGGACUUUGGCACUGAGGACGCGCCCUGUAUUGGCGGCCCCGAGGCCACAUUCACCUACUGGGACGUGGGCUCCUACCUGGUGACAGUCGCCGUAUCCAACAACAUCUCAGCUGCCAAUGACUCGGCGCUUGUGGAGGUGCAGGAGCCCGUGGAGCUCGCGGGCAUCAGGAUCAAUGGGUCCCGUGUGCUGGAGCUGCAGCAACUCUACCUGUUCUCCACCGUGGGCCGCGGGCAUCCCGCCACCUACCUGUGGGAUCUGGGGGACGGCAGGCGGCUGGAGGGCCCUGCGGUUACCCACACCUACACCAGCACGGGCCACUUCACCAUCACGGUGGCCGGCUGGAACGAGGUGAGCCGUGGUGAGGCCCAGCUGAACGUCUCGGUCCAGCAGCGUGUGCGGGGGCUCGGCGUCAACGCCAGCCGCACGGUGGUGCCCCUGAAUGGCAGCGUGAGCUUCAGCACCUCGCUGGAGGCGGGAAGCGACGUGCGUUACUCUUGGGUGCUAUGCGACCGCUGCACGCCCAUCCCCGGAGGCCCCACCAUCUCCUACACCUUCCGUUCCGUGGGCACCUUCAACAUCAUCGUCACGGCCGAGAAUGAGGUGGGCGCCGCCCAGGAUAGUAUCUUUGUCUACGUCCUGCAGCGCAUCGAGGGGCUGCAGAUAGCUGGUGGCGGUGGUGGCUGCUGCUUCCCCACCAACCGGACGCUUCAGCUCCAGGCCGUGGUUAGAGACGGCACCAACAUCUCCUAUGGCUGGAUCGCCCAGCGGGAGGGCGGCCCGGCCCUGGUUGGCAGCGGCAAAACCUUCUCGCUCACUGUCCUCGAGGCUGGCACAUACCAUGUCCACCUGCGGGCUACCAACAUGCUGGGCAGUGCCAUGGCCAACCGCACCGUGGUCUUUGUGGAGCCCGUGGGGUGGCUGGCCGCCACCGCCUCCCCCAACCCAGCCACUGUCAACACGAGCGUCACCCUCUGUGUUGAGCUGGCUGGCGGCAGCAGCGUCGUUUAUACCUGGUCCCUGGAGGAAGGGCUGAGCUGGGAGACCCCGGAGCCGUCCACCACCCACACUUUUCCCAGCCCUGGCCUAUACCUGGUCACGGUCACAGCCAGGAACCAGCUGGGCUUGGCCAACACCACCGUCGAGGUGGUCGUGCAGGUGCCCGUGAGUGGCCUCAGCGUCAGGGCCGGCGAGCUGGAGGGCAGCUUCGUGGUGGCCGGCUCCACCGUUCCUUUCUGGGGGCAGUUGGCCUCGGGCACUGACGUGAGCUGGUGCUGGGCUGUUCCGGGUGGCAGCAGGUACGGCCAGCACAUCGCCGUGCUCUUCCCUGACGCCGGCACCUUCUCCGUUCAGCUCAACGCCUCCAACGCGGUCAGCUGGGUCGUAGCCACACACAACUUCACGGUGGAGGACCCUGUGGUGGGCCUGGUGCUGUGGGCCAGCAGCAAGGUGGCAGAGCCUGGGCAGCUGGUCCAUUUUCAGAUCCUGCUGGCCGCUGGCUCUGCUGUCAGCUUCCGCCUGCAGGUCGGCGGGGCAGGCUUUGAGGCACUCCCAGGGCCCCACUUUUCCCGCAGCUUCCCCCGGGUCGGGGAGCACAUGGUGAGUGUCCAGGCUGAGAACCAUGUGAGCCGGGCGCAGGCGCAGGCACGCAUCCUGGUGCUGGAGGCCGUGGGUGGGCUCCAGGUGCCCAACUGCUGCGAACCAGGCAUUGCCACGGGCACCGAGAGGAACUUCACGGCCCGGGUGCAGCGGGGGUCCCGCGUGGCCUAUGCGUGGUACUUCUCCUUACAGAAAGUCCAGGGGGACUCGCUGGUCAUCCUGUCCGGCCGCGACGUCACCUACACCCCCGUGGCUGCGGGGCUGCUGGAAAUCCACGUGCGUGCCUUUAACGAGCUGGGCGGUGUGAACCACACACUUGUGGUCGAGGUCCAGGAUGUCAUCCAGCACGUGGCUCUGAGAAGUGGCCGCUGCUUCACCAACCGCUCAGCCCGCUUCGAGGCCGUCACGAGUCCUAGCCCCCGGCGUGUGGCCUACCACUGGGACUUUGGGGACGGGGCCCCGGCAGAGGAUACAGACGAUCCCUGGGCCAACCACUCCUACCUGCAGCCCGGGGACUACCGCGUGGAGGUGAAUGCCUCCAACCUGGUGAGCUUCUUCGUGGCGCAGGCCACCGUCACUGUCCACGUGCUCGCCUGCAGGGAGCCCAGGGUGGAUGUGGCCCUGCCCCCGCAGGUGCUGAUGCGGCGCUCCCAGCGCAACUACCUGGAGGCGCACGUCGACCUACGUGAUUGUGUCACCUACCAGACCGAGUACCGCUGGGAGGUGUACCGCGCCACCAGCUGCCAGCGGCCUGGGCGUAUGGCCCGUGUGGCCCUGCCCGGUGUGGACAUGAGCCGGCCCCAGCUGGUGGUGCCUCGCCUGGUGCUGCCUGUGGGCCACUACUGCUUUGUGUUCGUGGUGUCGUUUGGGGACACACCACUGGCCCAGAGUAUCCAGGCCAACGUGACAGUGGCCCCUGAGCGCCUGAUGCCCAUUGUCGAGGGAGGCUCGUAUCGCGUGUGGUCAGACACACAGGACCUGGUCCUGGACGGGAGCAAGUCCUACGACCCCAACCUGGAGGAUGGCGACCAGACCCCGCUCAGCUUCCACUGGGCCUGCGUAGCCUCGACGCAGAGUGAGACCGGCGGGUGUGCGCUGAACUUUGGGCCCCGUGGAAACAGCGUGGUCACCAUCCCACGGGAGCGUCUACAUGCUGGCGUGGAGUACACCUUCAACCUGACUGUGUGGAAAGCUGGACGGAAGGAGGAGUCCACCAACCAGACGGUGCUGAUCCGGAGUGGCCAGGUGCCCAUAGUGUCCUUGGAGUGCGUGUCCUGCAAGGCGCAGGCAGUGUAUGCAGUGAGCCGCAGCUCCUAUGUGUAUCUGGAGGGCCGCUGUGACAACUGCAGUGGGGGUUCCAAGCGAGGGCGCUGGGCAGCGAGCACCUUCAGCAACGAGACACUGGUGCUGGAUGAGAGGACCACCUCCACGGGCAGUUCAGGCAUGCGGCUGGUGGUGCGGCGCGGCGUGCUGCGGGACGGCGAGGGCUACACCUUCACGCUCACCGUGCUGGGCCUGUCUGGCGAGGAGGAGGGCUGCGCUUCCAUCCGCCUCUCCCCCAACCGCCCUCCCCUGGGGGGCUCCUGCCGCCUCUUCCCGCUGGAUUCUGUGCGCGCUCUCACCACCAAGGUGCACUUCGAGUGUGCGGGUUGGCAGGAUGCGGAGGACGCCAAUGCCCCGCUGGUGUACGCCCUGCUGCUGCGGCGCUGUCGCCAGGGCCACUGCGAGGAGUUCUGUGUCUACAAGGGCAGCCUCUCCACCUAUGGAGCUGUGCUGCCGCCCGGCUUUGCACCCCACUUCGAGGUGGGCUUGGCCGUCGUGGUGCAAGACCAGCUCGGUGCUGCCGUGGUUGCCCUCAACAGGUCUUUGGCCAUCACCCUGCCAGAGCCCCCGGGAGACCCCCUGAGCGGCCCCCCAGACCUCACCCCCUGGCUGCACAGCCUCACGGAGAGCAUGCUGCCCAGGCUGCUGAGACAGGCCGACCCCCAGCACGUCAUUGAGUACUCACUGGCCCUGAUCACUGUGCUCAACGAGUACGAGCAGGCCCUGGCCGUGGUGGCUGAGCCAGACUCCAGGUGGCAGCUGCGAGCCCAGAUACGCAAGAAUGUCACAGAGACGCUGGUCUCCCUGAGGGUCAACACCGUGGACGACAUCCAGCAGAUCGCAGCGGUGCUGGCACAGUGCACGGUGUUCAGCAAGGAGCCCGUGUGCCGCUCGUGCCUGAAGAAGACACUGCACAAGCUGGAGGCCAUGAUGCGCGUCCUGCAGGCUGAGACGGCCGCAGGCACCGGCACGCCCACCGCCAUCGCGGACAGCAUUCUCAAUAUCACAGGCGACCUCAUCCACCAGGCGAGCUCAGACGUGCAGGCCCCGCAGCCCUCAGAGCUGGGGGCUGAGCCGCCCUCCCUGAUGGUGGCCUCCAGGGCCUACCACCUGUCGUCGGCCCUCAUGUGCAUCCUCAUGCGCUCCCGAGUGCUCAACGAGGAGCCCCUGACCCUGGCGGGGGAGGAGAUUGUGGCGCAGGGCAAGCGCUCAGACCCCCUGAGCCUGCUGUGCCAGGGCAACGCCUCGGGCCCCGGCUGCCACUUCUCCAUCCCCACCGCCUUCAGUGGCGCCCUGUCCAACCUCAGCGAUGUGGUACAGCUCAUUUUCCUCGUCGACUCCAACCCCUUUCCCUUCGGCUACAUCAGCAACUACACCGUGUCCACCAAGGUGGCGUCCAUGGCCUUCCAGACGCAGGCUGGCACCCACAUCCCGAUCGGGCGGCUGGCUUCGGAGCGUGCCAUCACUGUGAAGGUGCCCAAUAGCUCCGACCAGGCUGCUCAGGGCCACCGCAUCCCUGCUGGCUCCGCCAUCGUCCCGCCCCGGGCCUCGGUCAGUGCUGUGGUCGCCCCUGAGCACAGCAACCCUGAGGCCGGGCUGCACCUGCAGCUCACCUACACGGUGCUGAAUGAGCACUACCUGUCCGAGGAGCCUGAGCCUUACCUGGCCGUCUACCUGCACUUGGCACCUUGGCCCAACGAACACAACUGUUCGGCCAGCAGGAGGAUCAGCCUGGAGGCGCUGGCAGGCGAGGACCACAGGCCCUACACCUUCUUCAUUGCCCCGGGGACCAGAGACCUGGGUGGGAGUUACUACCUGAACCUGACCAGCCACUUCCACUGGUCAGCACUGGAAGUGUCUGUGGGCCUGUACACGUCCCUGUGCCAGUACUUCAGCGAGAAGGACAUGAUGUGGAAGACCGAGGGGCUCGUGCCCCUGGAGGAGACCUCGCCCAGCCAGGCCGUCUGCCUCACCCGCCACCUCACUGCCUUUGGAGCCAGCCUCUUCGUGCCCCCCAGCCAUGUGCAUUUCAUCUUCCCUGAGCCGGCCUUGGGCAUGAACUACAUCGUCCUGCUGACGUGUGCUGUGUGCCUGGUGACCUACGCAGUCAUGGCUGUGAUCCUGCGUAAGCUGGACCAGCUGGACGUCCGCCGGGUCCGUGUCAUCCCUUUCUGUGGGAAGGGAGGCCGCUUCAAGUACGAGAUCCUGGUCAAGACCGGCUGGGGCCGAGGCUCAGGUACCACAGCACACGUGGGCAUCAUGCUGUACGGGGCAGACAGCCGGAGCGGCCACCGGCACCUGGAUGGGGACCGAGCUUUCCAUCGCAACAGCCUGGACAUCUUCCAGGUUGCCACUCCUCACAGCCUGGGCAGCGUGUGGAAGAUUCGCGUGUGGCACGACAACAAAGGGCUCAGCCCCGCCUGGUUCCUGCAGCACGUCAUCGUCAGAGACCUGCAGACCGCGCGCAGCACCUUCUUCUUGGUCAACGACUGGCUGUCUGUGGAGACGGAGGCGAAUGGGGGCCUCGUGGAGAAGGAGGUGCUGGCAGCAAGUGAGGUGGCCCUUCGGCGGUUCCAGCGCCUCCUGGUGGCUGAGCUCCAGCGUGGCUUCUUUGACAAGCACAUCUGGCUCUCCAUAUGGGACCGGCCCCCUCGAAGCCGCUUCACGCGCGUCCAGCGGGCCACCUGCUGUGUCCUCCUCAUCUGCCUCUUCCUAGGUGCCAAUGCCGUGUGGUAUGGGGUCGUGGGAGACGCUGCCCACAGUGCGGGGCCCGUGUCCAGUCUGCUCCCGCUGAGUGCUGACACGAUCGCCGUGGGCCUCGUGUCCAGCGUGGUUGUCUACCCCAUCUACCUGGUCAUCCUGUUCCUCUUUCGGAUGUCCCGGAGCAAGGUGGCUGGGGGCCCAAGCCCCACCCCCGCAGGGCAGCACGUCCUGGACAUCGACAGCUACCUGGACUCGUCUGUGCUGGACAGCUCCUUCCUCACCUUCCCUGGGCUCCGAGCUGAGGCCUUUGCUGGACAGAUGAAAAAUGACUUAUUUCUGGAUGAUUCCAAAAGCCUGGUGUGCUGGCCGUCUAGCGAAGGCACGCUCAGUUGGCCAGACUUGCUCAGUGACCCCUCCAUCGUGGGCAGUACCCUGCAGCGGCUGGCGCGGGGCCGGAUGAGCCGCACGCUGGGCCCAGAGGAAGAUGGACUCUCCCUGGUCAGCCCCGCCUCACCAGCCAAGUACUUCUCAGCGUCAGAUGAAGACCUAAUCCGGCAGGUCCUGGCUGAAGGGGCCAGCAGCCUGGCCCCUACCCAGGACACACAAGUGGAAACAGACCUGCUCACUGGCCUGUCCAGCGCUCCUGGGGAGAGGACCGACACGCUGGCGCUGCAGAGGCUGGGGGAGAGGGGGCUGCCCAGCCCGGGCCUGACCUGGGAGCAGCCCCAGUCAGCCAAGCUCUCCAGGACAGGGCUGGUGGAGGGUCUGCGAAAGCGACUGCUGCCAGCCUGGUGUGCACUGCUGGCCCACGGGCUCAGCCUGCUGCUGGUGGCUGUGGCCGUGGGGGUGUCAGGGUGGGUCGGCGCCAGCUUCCCCCCUGGUGUGAGUGUCAUGUGGCUCCUGUCAAGUAGCUCCAGCUUCCUGGCCUCGUUCCUUGGCUGGGAGCCGCUCAAGGUCCUGCUGGAAGCCCUCUACUUCUCGCUGGUGGCCAAGCGGCUGCACCCCGAUGAGGAUGACACUCUGGUCGAGAGCCCGGCCGUGACACCUGUGAGUGAGCGAGUGCCCCGCGUGCGGCCCCCUCAUGGCUUCGCGCUCUUUCUGGCGAAGGAGGAAGCCCGAAAGGUCAAGAGGCUGCACAGGAUGCUGAGGAGCCUCCUGGUGUACAUGCUUUUCCUGCUGGUGACGCUGCUGGCCAACUAUGGGGACGCCUCGUGCCACAGCCACGCCUACCGUCUGCAAAGUGCCAUCAGGCAGGAACUAGACAGCCGGGCCUUCCUGGCCAUCACCCGGUCUGAUGAGUUCUGGCCAUGGAUGUCCCACGUGCUGCUGCCCUUCGUCCACGGGAAUCAGUCGAGCCCAGAGCUGGGGCCCACAAGGUUGCGGCAGGUGCGGCUGCAGGAAGCACUGUGCCCAGACCCUCCUGGCACUGGGGCGCACACGUGUUCAGCAGCAGCAGGCAGCUUCAGCACCAGCGACUAUGGCAUUGGCUGGGGCAGUGCUGCCCACAACGGCUCGGAGACCUGGGCCUACUCGGCGCCAGACCUGCUGGGUGUCUGGUACUGGGGCUACUGUGCCGUGUACGACAGCGGCGGCUACGUGCAGGAGCUGGGGCUGAGCCUCGAGGAGAGCCGCGCCCAGCUGGGUUUCCUCCAGCUGCACAACUGGAUCGACAACAGAAGCCGUGCCGUGUUUGUGGAGCUCACGCGCUACAGCCCGGCCGUGGGGCUGCACGCCGCUGUCACACUGCGCCUCGAGUUCCCUGUUGCCGGACAGGCCGUGGCGGCCCUCAGCGUCCGCCCAUUCGCGCUGCGGCGCUUGAGCGCAGGCCUCUCGCUGCAGCUGCUCACCACGGUGAGCCUGCUGCUGUUCGCGCUCUACUUCUCCUUGGCAGAGGCGCGUGCCUGGCGCAGGGAGGGGCGUUUGCGCAAGGCACGGCCCGGGGCCUGGGCGAGGUGGCUGCUGGUGGCACUGACGGCGGCCGCCGCGCUCGUGCGCCUGGCCCAGCUGGGAGCCGCUGACCGCCAGUGGACGCGCUUCGUGCGCCGCCGCCCGCGCCGCUUCACCAGCUUCGAGCAGGUCGCGCAGCUGAGCACCGUGGCCCGCGGCCUGGCAGCCUCACUGCUCUUCCUGCUCUUGGUCAAGGCCGCCCAGCAGCUGCGCUUCGUGCGCCAGUGGUCGGUGUUUGGCAAGACGCUGUGCCGGGCCCUGCCGGAGCUCCUGGGCGCAGCCUUAGGCCUGGUGGCACUCGCUGUGGCCUACGCCCAGCUGGCUGUUCUGCUGGUAUCCUCCUGCGUGGACUCACUUCAGAGUGCUGCCAGAGCACUGUUGGUGCUGUGCCCGGGGACUGGGGGCCCCGCCCUGUGCCCUGCGGAGCCCUGGCGCCUGUCCCCGCUUCUGUGCACAGGGCUCUGGGCCCUGCGGCUGUGGGGUGCCCUGAGGCUGGGGGCGGUCCUCCUGCGGUGGAGGUACCACACUCUGCGUGGGGAGCUCUACCGCCCUGCUUGGGAGCCUCAGGACUACGAGAUGGUGGAACUGCUACUGCGCAGGCUCCGCCUCUGGAUGGGCUUCAGCAAGGUCAAGGAGUUCCGCCACAAAGUUCGCUUUGAAGGGAUGGAGCCGCUGCCCUCCCGCUCAUCCAGGGGCUCCAAGUCAUCCCCGGACAUGCCCCCGCCGAGUGGGGACUCGGACGCCUCGCGCCCCUCCACCUCUUCCAGCCAGCUGGAGGGGCUGGGCAUGGGCCUGAGCCGGCUGGGGCCGCGGGGGGAGCCCGAGCCCUCCCGCCUCCAAGCCGUGUUUGAGGCCCUGCUUGCCCAGUUCGACCGACUCAACCAGGCCACGGAGGACGUCUAUCAGCUGGAGCGGCGGCUGCAGAGCCUGCACGGGCCCCGGAGCAGCCGGCCCCCGGCCUCUCUUCCCCCAGGCCCCUCCCGAGGCCUGCGCCCAGCCCUGCCCAGCCGCCUUGCCAGGGCCAGUCGAGGCAUUGGCCUGGCUACAGGCCCCAGCAGGGCUUCCCUGCAGGCCAAGAACAAGGUCCACCCCAGCAGCACUUAGCCCCAGGGGCCCUGCGCUCAUGCCCCUGCCCCACGGCGGGCCUGUGGCCUCACUCCAGCCCCUUGGAGCCGGAGACACCGCUCAGUAUUACCUUCUGCCGCCCUCACGGUCUUGGGCUGAGCAGAACAGCUGCACGCAGGUCCCCCAGAGUGGGCAGCACUUGUCUGAGUCUCUGUGGGCUUCAGCACUUUAAAGAGGCCACGUGGCCAGCCAGGGCCCAGGGUCCCCUCCCCGGCUCCCUGUGGGAGGACACAGCAGUAUUGGAACAAGUGCCCAGCCUCUGAGACACUAAUUUAUUUCCCGAGUCCUCAGGUACAGCGGGCUGUGCCCGGCCCCACCUCCUGGGCAGACAUCUCCCCCUUGCUAAGGAUCCAGGCUGCGGGGAGGGAACCUGCACUCCCGUUGUCCCCCCCUAAAUUAUUACCUCUCCUGUCCCCUGCUGAGUGCACUCUUUCCAGCUGCCGUCUGUGUGUCUAUUGUCAGUAAUUUAUAUGGGGUUAAAAUGUAUAUAUUUUUGUACGUCGCUGUAUUUUUCACCAGGGCCACGGGGCCUGGUGGCUGACACAGCCCAAUGCCCACUGUCGCCUGUAUUGAGGGGGAGCUGGCCGCCCUCCCCAGACACCAGCCCACGUGGCCCUGGGCAGGUGCUGGGAUGGGAUAGUUGCUGGAGGGCACAGCCGCCUCCCAGGCAGUUCUUAUCACCACCGUGGCCUUGUUCUCCUGCCCUGCUGGUGUCGGGUCUGGGUGAGGAACAAGACUAGUGUGUGUGGCAAAGGACCCCAGCGUGGUUAGGGGGAAAACCCCUCCUUGGGGCUGGCUCCCGGGACUGGGGAAGGUGAGCGUGAGAGCACGUGUGAGAGGCUUUCCUGAAGGGGCAAGGCGUUGACAGCCCCCUGUACCGCUUCCGUGGGCACAGCUGAAGCUACAGCCUUGUCCCGCCCCCAAGAGACGAAGUCAAAUAAAGGAGUUGGCUGAC
Molecule: messenger RNA, 13885 nt
Organism: Rhinolophus ferrumequinum (greater horseshoe bat)
Lineage: Eukaryota; Metazoa; Chordata; Mammalia; Chiroptera; Rhinolophidae
Gene: PKD1
Product: polycystin 1, transient receptor potential channel interacting
Exons: 46
Coding region: 13-12909 (4298 amino acids)
Biological process (GO): kidney development
Cellular component (GO): membrane
Molecular function (GO): protein binding
Source: RefSeq, a predicted model, not a curated record